Talaromyces atroroseus is the source of this 855-nucleotide messenger RNA. RefSeq lists its product as hypothetical. Bases 1 to 855 code for a protein of 284 amino acids. The transcript is spliced from 2 exons. Lineage: Eukaryota; Fungi; Ascomycota; Eurotiomycetes; Eurotiales; Trichocomaceae. The record is from RefSeq and is a predicted model, not a curated record.
AUGACUUCGGAGGGAUCUCGUAUUCAACGUCUGCAGGAUUGCGGCGGACCCUCCAAGCCUCAACUUCAGCACAGGAUUGAAAUUUUGAAGAAAUGGGACCUCAUGCCUGGUUCGAGAAUACUUGAAAUUGGAUGUGGACAAGGAGAUUGUACCCUUGUUUUGGCCGACCUGGUGGGAGAGCAUGGUCACAUCACAGCUAUUGAUCCCGCACCUCUAGACUAUGGGGCUCCGAUGACAUUGGGAGAAGCGCAGUCGCAACUCAAAUCCGGUCCUUAUGGAAACCGCAUAACUUUUCACCAGGCUAAUCUGCAAGACUUUCUCGAUUCCGGGGCCUCGGAGCCACUGUACGACUAUGCAAUCUUCGUGCAUUCAGUUUGGUACUUGCCAUCUGUUGAAACGUUACAGUCCAUGCUGUUGUCUCUUCGCGGGAGAGCAAAGCAGCUUCUUCUUGCAGAAUACGUACUUGAUAUUCGCGGAGACAUCGCUGCUCUCCCGCAUAUGAUAGCAGCGAUCUCGCAAGCUGAAUUCAAUAGUCGAGGCGAACAUUCAUUUGAUCGAAAUGAUAAUAUCCAGUCCAUUAUAUCGCCCGAAAUGAUUCGCACGGCGGCGGUCCAUGCAGGAUGGGAAUUCCAAAGGGAAGAAAUCACGGAAGCCGCGGAAGGUCUCGAAGACGGACGAUGGGAGGUCGGGCGUGUCCUUUCGAAAGAAUAUCUAGAAAGGUCGGAGUCUUGCGCGAGUAAGCGCCGCCAGGAAUUUGCAAAUGCGUUGAUUGAAGCUGUUAAAGUGAGCAGGCGCGUUCUUGGGCCCCAGCCGAAGGUGAAAACACUACCUACGUGGCAAUGCUCAUGGGUGUGA